AUGACCAACGAAGGAAGAGUAGAAUGGGUCUAUGGAGAUGGCUACAUGCAUAACUUGAAAAUCGUCAACAACCAAGUCUCGUCUCUCAGGUUUGUCGGAAACCAAAACAACUGGAAAGCGGAUUCGAUCACGCUUUUCCAGUUCGAUAUUUUCCUCGGGCUCGGAUACUACGAUUGGACGGACAACACCCAAGUGCCAAGCGGGAUGUCCGCGGUGGGGUCCCUCAUCAUCACGGGCCAAAAUUAUUGGACCGUCUACACGUCCACGAACUUCAGCGGGAACCGAGCCUGCAUCCGGGUCCAGCCGGGACAGUACGUGGGAUUCGCUCAGAAUCUGGACGAUUACGGCAUUUUUACGGUCAGGUCCUACCGGCGAGGGUGCUACGUCGACAAGAAGAUCACUCUCAACUCAGAUCAACACGGCUUCGCUGUCACGGCCCAGGAAUAAGUCGGCCACUCGCCUAUCACAACAUAAAUAAAGUUGUGGAGCCUUGCA
Messenger RNA from Darwinula stevensoni, 495 nucleotides. Lineage: Eukaryota; Metazoa; Arthropoda; Ostracoda; Podocopida; Darwinulidae. The record is from the annotation of a GenBank genome assembly.